GUUUUAUUUAUUUGUUUUUCUUUUCUGGUUGUUGACAGGUUACUUACAGGCUGUAGGCAAACUGCACUGUGUGCUUGUUUUCCUGGGUUUUCCUUCUCUCAGGACAUUCUGCUUCCUGUGAGUCAGCCACUGAACUCUGAACUUACUCUUGUCGCGUUCAGUGUCUGUGCACAUAAACUGCUGCUGGCUGACGUCCCUGUGCAGCUCUGUGCCUUGCUUUGCUCUGACAAGGCUCGCUCUGUGCUGCCCAGCUCCUAUUCUUUGUUCAGUCUUGGGUUUCGACCGCAAAUAUCUUCAGCUAGGAAUCAGACGGACAGAAAUGAGGAGCCCAGGAGACCAAGACAAUGUUUCAGUUUCCCAGGGUGUUCGAAUGAUGUUUUACAUGAUGAAACCCAGUGAAACCACCUUCCAAACUGUCGAAGAGGUGCCUGAUUACGUUAAAAAGGCAACUCCAUUUUUCAUCUCCUUGAUUCUACUCGAACUAAUCCUCAGCUGGUUUCUCAAGGGGAAGCCACCAGGUCGCCUGGAUGAUAUUCUGACAUCCAUGUCAGCUGGUGUUGUCUCUCGGCUUCCAAGUCUGUUCUUCAAAAGCCUUGAAGUGACCAGCUAUAUUUAUGUCUGGGAGAACUACAGACUUUUCGAUUUGCCUUGGGAUUCUCAGUGGACAUGGUAUUUAACCUUUCUAGGAGUUGACUUUGGCUACUACUGGUUCCACCGCAUGGCCCAUGAGAUUAAUAUUAUUUGGGCUGCACACCAGGCACACCACAGUUCUGAAGACUAUAACUUAAGCACAGCACUGAGACAGUCUGUCUUGCAGCCAUAUACUUCGUGGAUUUUCUACUCUCCCUUGGCCCUCUUCAUACCACCUUCAGUGUUUGCUGUUCAUAUUCAAUUCAAUCUCCUGUACCAAUUUUGGAUCCACACCGAGGUCAUCAGAAGCCUCGGCCCCUUGGAACUGGUCCUCAACACUCCCAGCCACCACAGGGUUCAUCAUGGCAGAAAUCGUUACUGCAUAGACAAGAACUAUGCUGGCACUCUUAUUAUUUGGGAUAAAUUGUUUGGGACAUUUGAAGCUGAGAAUGAACAGGUUAUAUAUGGUCUAACACAUCCCAUUGAUACAUUUGAGCCAUUCAAAGUUCAGUUUCACCAUUUACUCUAUAUAUGGAAUACAUUCUGGGCCACACCUGGAUUCUUUCAUAAGGUGUCUGUCCUAUUUAAAGGACCAGGCUGGGGUCCAGGUAAACCAAGACUUGGCCUGAGUGAAGAAAUUCCAGAGGUUACAGGACAGGAGGUCCCCUUGUCAUCAGCAGCAUCCCUGCAAUUAAAAAUGUACACCGUCCUGCAGUUUGCGGUGAUGCUGUCAUUUUACGAAGAGACCUUUGCAAACACGGAGGCACUGUCCCAAGUCACUCUGCUUCUAAGGGCCUCCUUCAUUCUCCUGACCUUGACAUCCAUUGGAUUCCUUUUGGAUCAAAGACCCACGGCAGCUAUUCUGGAAACUCUUCGCUGCCUGGUGUUCCUAACUCUGUUCAGAUUUGGUCACCUAAAGCCUCUUUUUCCAUCCUUGUCAUUUGUAUUCGAGAUGUGUUUGCAUGCGUGGCAGCUAAUUCAGGCCAACUGUCUUCAAACAUAUUCUCUGAAAUGGAGAUUUUCUUUUCGGUUUGUAUUGCUUUCUGGGGAGUCAGAAGCAUGAGACAACUUACCGCAGGAUCUCGGAAGCAGCCCUAGCACACAGGUCCCUCCGUCCUUCAGGUUGUCCAUGGCAUGUACUGCCACAUAAAGACUGUGGUCUUGCAUACUGCCUACAGGAACUACUUAGUUGAUGGAAAUGAAAGUACGUAUUUACCCAUGUUUUCACACUUGUUUAAUUUUGAAAUUAAAGUGAUUUAUAGUAUUUCCGCUUACUAAACGUCAAAUUCUUUUAUAUACACCGAGGCUGUAUUCAGUUUUCUUUCUGUAGCAAUGACAUGGAAAGAAAAUGUUGGGCUUUAAACACUUAAGACGUUGAAAAUUACCUUUGUCUUUCUUGGGGUGACACUGUUUCUUAAAUGUUUGCUGAAACUAUACUUAAACAUAUCUCUGUAGUCCUUAAAAUGUGUUGGAGGCUGCAUGAGCUGACAUUUGCCUUUGCAAACAAUUCAUUUGUAUUGCCACAUUACUUAAAAAUACAUCAAUGUGAUUAAAAUGUAAUAAUUGGAAAGAAUUAGUUUCUUUGACAUGCUAGUUUAUAAUACAUCCUUCUAAAAUGUUGAGUCAACUUGUUUCAACAGCUUGAAGAGUACAUUAUAUGUCAUGCUAUUUCAAAUUGACAGAAAAAUGUUAAUAAAAUUGUCUGAACAGAAGUGA
This is a messenger RNA of Myodes glareolus (Bank vole), 2346 nucleotides long. The record is from RefSeq and is a predicted model, not a curated record. Lineage: Eukaryota; Metazoa; Chordata; Mammalia; Rodentia; Cricetidae.